GGGCUCAAGCCACUGACUGUAUGGCGUAUUUACCUAAGUUGGGGCGGGCGCAAUAACUUAGCCAUACACUCAGAGGUCUCACAGACAAGCGUUCCAUCAUUUACUUUUUCUUAAACCACAGCCUCGAAACAAUUUAUACAAAACUGAAGAGAUGUCCUCCUCAAACCAGUCACAACCGCCAGCCAUUAAUUACGUCGUUGGUUUCUUGCUUGUCGGGCUUGCUUGGGGGCUUACGACGCCUUUCAUCCGCCGCGCGGCUCGGAAUCACAACCCGCCGCCUCAUCCAUUGCUGGGAAGGGAUAAUGUGAAAGCCAGUUGGCUCAAGAGUAAACUCUACGGUGCCUUCUUCGCCGUCGUUGACUUGCUACGGAAUCCGAGAUAUGCCGUUCCACUUCUAAUUAAUCUGACGGGUAGUGUUUGGUUCUUCUUACUCAUAGGCCAAGCAGAACUAAGCUUAACUGUCCCAAUCGUAAACACGUUGGCAUUUCUUUUCACGGUGCUUGGCGACUGGUGGGUUGACAAAAAAGUUAUCAGCAGGGACACAUGGAUAGGAAUGAUUUUAUCCUUAGGUGGUAUCGCAUUGUGCGUUCAAAGCAAAUCUAGCUGAUGAAUAUCCUUACCAAACACUCCCUUACGAGGCUAUACAUAGAUUUUUUUUUUUUUUUUUAUGUAUUUUAAUGGGCUAGCCGGGAAUGAUGGGGGGUACUGUUGGUCCAACUACAUCAAGGGUGUAAAGUGUAUCCGAUAUGGCAUUGCGUGUAACUAAGAAUCCAGAAAAAAUACAGGAUUUAUAUGCCUCGAAGGCCGAUAUCGUCCAACGGUGUCAGAAUUAGUCAUGUAUCAAUAGAAUUGAUACCUUUGUUUUUCUCUUAUUGUCUUAAGUUAAGAAUCGUUUGGAUGAUGACAAAGCUAAUGACGCUACUCAUUGCUAAGGCUACAUGUAUGUGUGCCUUUCACUUAAAAAUUACCUAGG
Hypoxylon trugodes is the source of this 973-nucleotide messenger RNA. RefSeq lists its product as uncharacterized. The record is from RefSeq and is a predicted model, not a curated record. The transcript has 3 exons. The annotation marks the transcript as partial. Lineage: Eukaryota; Fungi; Ascomycota; Sordariomycetes; Xylariales; Hypoxylaceae.